This is a messenger RNA of Xyrauchen texanus (razorback sucker), 1116 nucleotides long. RefSeq names its product GTPase IMAP family member 7-like. The transcript has a single exon. NCBI's taxonomy places the organism in Eukaryota, Metazoa, Chordata, Actinopteri, Cypriniformes, Catostomidae. Bases 1 to 1116 code for a protein of 371 amino acids. The record is from RefSeq and is a predicted model, not a curated record. Gene Ontology annotation, molecular function: GTP binding.
AUGAGAAGACUCGCCCUUCUUGGGAAAACAGGAGAUGGCAAAAGCAGCUCUGGAAAUACAAUUCUUGGAAAAUCGGUAUUCAAAGUCCCAGUUGAAUUUUCACCUGUAUCUGAAACAACUGAAUGUGCAAGUAAAGAAGGAAUGAAUGAUGGAAGAAAGAUCACGGUUAUUGACACACCUGGAACAUUUGACACAAAAGUUGAUGAAAAACUCAUCAGAUCAGAGAUCAGUCGAGCUGUGACUGAAUGUGCUCCAUCAGUUGAUGCCUUAGUCAUCGUUCUUAAGGUCGGAAAGUACACAGAACAAGAAAUGGAGGUUGUGGAUAAAAUUGUUAAAACUUUUGGUGAGGAAACCUUUAAACAUGCAGUGGUCUUAUUCACCUUUGGUGAACAACUAAAGGGUCAAAACAUCAAGAACUUUGUGAACAAGAGUCCAAAACUAAAGGAGCUUGUUGAUAAAUGUGGAGGUCGCUGUCAUGUCAUUGACAAUGAAUACUGGAAUGACUGUCAUUCAGAGUACAAGAACAACAAGAUUCAGGUGAAAAAACUGCUGGAUACUAUUGACAAGAUGGUGCACGAAAACGGCUGCUACAUCAAUGAGAUGCUUCAGACUGUUGAGGAAGAAAUUCAAGAUGAGAUGAAGAAUUUAAUCGAGGACAGUUUGUCUCCAGAAGAGAAACGAAGAAGAGCAAAAGAGAUUGUUCAUGGAAAUCUUCUGAAAAGACUUGCAGGAGUGACAACAGGCUUGUUGAUUGGUGCUCUUCUGGGUGUUGGUGUUUCGGUGGAUGCAGUUGUGGUUGUACUUACAGCAGCCAGCGUUCCUGUAGGGGAGGGAAUUGCAACAGGGAAAAUGAAUGUAGCAGCAAAAGCUAUAGCAGUCACAGGAACAGCAGCCGGUGCAGGGGCUGGAACAAGAGCUGGAAUUGCUGUAGGAGUUGCAGCUCUUGCAGGAGCAGUUGGAGGAGGAAUUACUGGAUGGAAAGCAGCAGAAGAAGCUGAUUCAAUGAGUGAUGCAAUGAAGAAGGCAGCAAACGCUACCUAUGAGAAUGCUAAAGAUGUGAUUGAGAAAGUACAAGAAUUUACUUCUCUUUUAACAGAUACCAAAAAGCAGAUAUGA